Tachysurus fulvidraco (yellow catfish) is the source of this 5563-nucleotide messenger RNA. It is a transcript of the gene esrrga, whose product is annotated as estrogen-related receptor gamma a. Lineage: Eukaryota; Metazoa; Chordata; Actinopteri; Siluriformes; Bagridae. Gene Ontology annotation, biological process: regulation of DNA-templated transcription. Gene Ontology annotation, cellular component: nucleus. The record is from RefSeq and is a predicted model, not a curated record. Gene Ontology annotation, molecular function: nuclear steroid receptor activity; steroid binding; DNA-binding transcription factor activity. Bases 489 to 1943 code for a protein of 484 amino acids. The transcript has 8 exons.
ACAAGGCGGUCAGCUAGCCCAGCAGUCUUUUUCUCUCUCCCUCUCCCUCUUUCUCCGUUUCUCUCUCUCUCUUGCUCGCUUGCUCUCCUCUCUCUCUCUUCCUCACUUGCGAAGCUAAGGUCCUGCUUAAUGAUUUUGAGAGAAUUGCAAAACCCUUGAUUCAGACUAUCUGGGGAAAAGCAGGCAAGCUUUUACCCCCUCUCCCUCUCCCUCUUCUCUUCGCACUCGCUCUCCCUCUCUCGUUCACUGAGUUCUCUCUCUCCCCCUUUCUCUCUCUCUCUCUCUCUCUCUCUCUCUCUCUCUCUCUCUCUCUCUCUCUCUCUCUCUCUCUCUCUGAGUGUGUGUGUGUGUUUGUGGUCCUUGCGCUGAUGAAGAAGAGGAAAAGCAAGAGGCAGCCGGAGGGCGGACGUCCUUGUCCUUGAAAGGGGAAAAAAAGAAGACAGAGAACCUGCACCCGAGAACUCUUAGAGGGAAGCCAGGAUCCUGUAAUGAAUGUAUCAAAGGCCCAAGUUAAUAGCGAGGAUAAGUACGGCAAAUGCGGUGCAUGGAGAAUGCAACAGCAUUACAACGUCGAUACGCAUGCGCUCUAUAACCAAAGCAGGCUCCUUUGCAGAAUGUCCAGCAAGGACCAUCACAUUGAGUCUAACUGCCCUUCAUAUAUCAAGACGGAACCCUCUAGCCCAGCGUCGCUGACCGACAGCGUGAACCACCACAGCCCCGGCGGCUCAUCGGACGCCAGCGGCAGCUACAGUUCCGCCAUGAACGGCCACCAGAACGGCUUGGACUCACCCACACUGUAUGGCCCGGGAGGCACACUGGGCCCCAACGGUACCGGUGCUAAGCGCUAUGAAGAUUGCUCCAGCACCAUCGGUGAAGAUUCGCAGAUCAAGUGUGAAUACAUGCUUAACUCCAUGCCCAAGCGCCUGUGUCUGGUGUGCGGUGACAUUGCAUCAGGUUACCACUAUGGCGUGGCCUCAUGUGAAGCCUGCAAGGCCUUCUUCAAGAGAACCAUUCAAGGCAAUAUCGAGUACAGCUGUCCUGCCACCAACGAGUGUGAGAUCACCAAGCGCAGACGGAAGUCCUGCCAAGCUUGCCGCUUUAUGAAGUGUCUCACCGUCGGAAUGAUGCGGGAAGGAGUGCGGCUGGACAGAGUGCGCGGCGGCAGACAGAAAUACAAACGUCGGAUAGAUGCAGAGAACAGUCCCUAUCUGAACCCACAGCUGGCCCUGCCGCCCAAAAAGCCAUUCCCCUUUGGCUGCCUUGCAGAUAAUAAGAUCGUGUCACACUUGCUGGUUGCCGAGCCUGAGAAGAUCUAUGCCAUGCCGGACCCGACUGUUCCUGACAGCGACAUCAAGGCUUUGACCACGCUGUGUGACCUGGCAGACCGGGAACUGGUGGUCAAUAUCGGCUGGGCCAAGCACAUCCCAGGCUUCUCCACGCUAUCCCUGGCUGAUCAGAUGAGUCUGCUACAGAGUGCGUGGAUGGAGAUCCUGAUCCUGCGUGUGGUCUACCGGUCACUGUCAUUCGAGGACAAGCUGGUGUAUGCUGAGGACUACAUCAUGGACGAGGACCAGUCCAAGCUGGCCGGCCUGCUGGAUCUGAACAAUGCCAUCCUCCAACUCGUGAAGAAAUACAAGGGCAUGAAGCUGGAGAAAGAGGAGUUUGUGACUUUGAAAGCUAUAGCGCUUGCAAAUUCUGACUCCAUGCACAUAGAGGACGUGGAGGCGGUGCAGAAGUUGCAGGAUGUGCUGCACGAGGCGCUGCAGGACUACGAGAGCAGCCAGCAUCCCGAGGACCCACGCCGUGCCGGAAAGCUGCUUAUGACGCUGCCACUGCUGCGCCAGACGUCCACUAAAGCCGUGCAGCACUUCUACAGCAUUAAACAGGACGGCAAGGUGCCCAUGCACAAACUCUUCCUGGAGCUGCUUGAGGCUAAAGUCUAGCUCGAUCACUGAGGCCUAGAGCAGUUCCAUCAUCACGGAGCAGCCUGGGCCUACACACUACUAGCGCUCUCACUACACAACACUGGGCAGGUGAUGACUGAUAUACCGUGAAACUUUUCUCAACAACAGUAUCUAAUACCGACAACAAAACCUUAACGAUACUCCGAACUAUUGACGUUAUGCUAGACGCAUAAAAGAAAUAACGUGUGGCUGUUGAGCAAAAACUAAAACAAAAUCCUGUUAAAUAGGACAAGACUUUGAAAAAAAGACUAUUUAGCAGGAGGACUUUGUUCAAACCAGAUUUUGACUUCUUCUUCUUCUUCUCUGAAAACCACUGCAGUUUUUCGAGCUUUCGAAAGAACAUUUUGUUGAUUUUCACCUGGAACACAGGAACCUGGAUCUAAGAAUGACAAACCCUGCCAAAGGAAGGAGUUCCACUGAGUGGGAUGCCAAUGAAACUGUAACGUCCCAAACGCACGUCCGAUAAUCCCUCUAUCACAACAGCCACGACCUGACAGCAGGCAGUAGUGUUACCACCUGACCUCACACGAGCAGUCUGACAGCGCAUUCGCCAAACAGAGAUUUUAUUUGUUUAUUGGUUUUUUGAUUUAUUUCUGGCUUCUUUUUUUUUCCUGAAGAAGCUGCUCCUAAUAUUUUCUCAUUUUCACCACAAGCAGUCACCGGGGCUUGAUUCCCUUCUUCUUUCCUUUCGAGUCUUCCAAACAACCUUUAAUGAUUUCAUCAUUUCUCUUUUCAGGGAAUAUUCCUGAGCAUUAGUCUCUCAUGCAAUAUGUAACAGAGGUACUAUAGUGAACAAGGAAUAGCCUAAUUUAUUUAUUGAUAUUUUACUGUGCUUUAUCUCAGUGCAUUUAUACUGAAGGGUGUAAAUAUAGUAUGUAGUAUACGGACAUCACACUUGCAUUUGAUCACAUGUUGAGAAUUAUUAUUAUUAUUUAUUUUUUUUCUACCAACUCUAACACUUUUGGGAGCUGUUACGAGUCAGAAGAGAAUGCUUGCUAUCUUCUCUAAGCAAUAGAGGUUCUAAAAAUGAGUGUAAAUUUAUGCAAUUUCUGUUCGUGCCCGAGAUUUCUUGCAGCUUUAACUUUCUUUCUGUGGUUGAUACAGUAUGAUAUUUGAUCGAUGGCCGGAAGGACCAUGAACAUUAACUCAACACAACCAGAUCUGCAUUUAAUAUUACCACCAAACUUACUUUUACUGAUAUAAUUUUUUUUUAAUCAAAACAGUAUAUUAGCACUUAGGACGAGCAUCAGUGUAGCUCUAUCUUCAUGUGGUUCUUUUACCAAAACAGGGCGAUGAUGAUGAUGAUGAUGAUGAUGAUCACAAUGUAAUCUUCAAUACGGCAGUUUGCUUUAAUUACUUAAGCAAGGUAUCUACUUCACAUUACCAUCAGAAAUAUGUCAGUAUUAGUAGGUCUAUGGGGGUAUUUUUUUUUCCUGAAUAUUCUUUAAACGUUGUAUAUUGUAAAGUAAGAUUAUAAAACUAACCCGAUGCUUUAAAAAAAAGGCAAAAAAAAAAGUUCAGCUUCUACGUGUUCCAUGUCCGUUGUACUUUUUCCCUUGAACUGCUUCUUUUUUUAUUUGUUUUCUUCUACCUUUAUUCUGUGUGGGUUUUUUUCUUUAAGACAGGGUAGAAACAGAGACACUACUGGAUGUAUGAAUGAAUCCUCAGGAGACAUGGCAUGGAUGAUGGGUUUCAAAUCACAUUCUGGCAUAAAGGACUCUUGUGAAGUUAACGCUAGAUCAACAGUUUCAUGAUCAAUGUAAUCUAUACUGAUGUAUAAGUGAUUAACAGUUAUUUAAAGGAAGGAGCAACAUAUAAUUAAAAAAGGGAUCAUUUUAUCUAACUACUUUCCUGUAGACUAACACUGUAUAUCUUAGGUUUAAAAUGAAAAAAAAAAUGUUUUUGAGUAUUUAAACAUGGUAGUGAUUUUUUUUAAUUAUUAUUAUUAUUAUUUUCUUUCUUUCUGUCUUCUUUUGUUUUUUGGGGUUUUUUUAUAACACGCUGCUGUAUAUAAGGCCUUCCAUGCUGAGCGACUCUUGUAAUAUUAUCUUUAAUUCUUUGAGGCUGCAACGGAAAGAAAUGUUAUUUGUUUUUGGUGUAGGAUCCAGUUUCUAACACUCGUGCUUCAACUUUGUGUGCUAAAUAAAAAUGAAGAGAAAAGGACUUAAAAAAAAAAAUCUUGGAAUAAAACAGGAAUAAGGGUUUUAUUCUGGUUUUUUUCUCCCUUCUGUGUUCUUUAAAUACUGUAUAAUAAUGUCAUAAACUAUACAAAAAUCAUUUUUGACUGUGUUUUCAAGAGUGUAAUUUUUUUCUGGACAUAAAUCAUGGCUAAACAUUGGAUGGUCAAAAACCGGAGGGUUUCUGCUGUUGAUCGGAUGUUGGCACUUUCUUUUCUUUUUCUUUUUUUAAUACACUGUUCAUGGCAGAAAGGUGCAGUUUCUUCCUUUGUGAGUUUUCGUUCCUCUUGUCAGUUACAUUUUGUCUUUCUAAUGAUGUGUACAGCGCACCAGUGCAAUUCAUCCUUUGAAUUGAUUGAAGCUGAGCUUUCAUUAUUAUUAUUUUUUUAUUUUAUUUGUUUUAAUAAAAAGUCACACAGAUGUUACAGCAAGCAGUCCUGGGCCUGGGUGCAUUCUAGGAGCUGACUUGGGAUCAGCUGUCCCUCUCUAUAAAUUCAAGGCAACAACUGACCCACUUCAAGAGUCACUGUUAAAGCCUGAGGUGCACUGAGUCCUGAGUUACAUGAAGCAUUCGCACAAAAAUAUAGAUUCUUCCAAUAAUAACGACUCCUUUAGCGAUACUUGACUACAUAACUUUGAACGGUGUAGUACCAAGGUUCACUUAGAUCAUCAAAAGAAGGCUCUAUUUGCUCUUAAAUAUAUUAGAGUAGCGUAAUCAAAGUGUAAAUCACCAACAAUCUGUUGUUUUUUUUCCAACAUAUUUUCUUAUUUAAAGCAAUAUGUGUGGCAAUCAGGAGUCACACUCUGCAACUGAACUAGAUCAAAAAUGCUGUAUUUAUCGGACUAUUUUGCAAUGUAAGAAAUAAUGGGGGGGGAAAUAGAUGAUGUACAAACAACUGCUAUUUUUUAUUAUAGAGGACCUUAUGGGCAUGGGAUGUAUUUAUUCAUGUCUGGAAAUGUAUUGAAGGAUUUUUCAAUUUGCAGCGGUGCAAAAUGUUAGAAACACUAAUCAACAACUGGAGGAAGAAGGGACAGGGAGGGGGAGGGAACAGGGACGGGAGGGUAUUUAAAAAAAAUACUAAAUAAACAAAAAACCUAUAUGAUCACUAAGAUGAUAUCAAUUUACAGUCCAGGAGUUGCUGAAACAGCCUGUAGUGAGAACCAUGUCUGUAGCUCUAGAUGUGCUGAACAUCAGUGAAACAAUUACUUGUAUAUUUUUGUGACGUGUACCAUACAGUGUGCUCCAACAAUUCUGUCCAUUUGUGUAAAUGUAUUUAUUUUACAUUGUAUAUAUUGUUCAAUGCAAAAAGAGAGACCUAUGAUUCUGUAACUACGAUCAAUUCAGAUGUGUAACUCCAAUUAUGCCUUUCAGGAUAAUGGUAGAGCAAUAUUAAAACAUGCUUCCAGUUUUGACUUUCGAGA